Capsella rubella is the source of this 429-nucleotide messenger RNA. RefSeq lists its product as uncharacterized. NCBI's taxonomy places the organism in Eukaryota, Viridiplantae, Streptophyta, Magnoliopsida, Brassicales, Brassicaceae. The record is from RefSeq and is a predicted model, not a curated record. The coding region runs from base 1 to 429 and encodes 142 amino acids. The transcript has a single exon.
AUGAAUACUCUCAAUGAAAAAUUGUUGAAGGAUUAUGCUCUGUAUUCCUCCACAAUCCACAAGCACAUUUUCGCUGCAUAUGCAGUGCUUCUUGCUCUGCUCCAGAUUAUCUCGAAAUCUGCAGAUCGUAUUGACGCGUUACGCGGUUUCCUGGUUCUCUUUCUGAUCUACGUCGUCCUCAUACUCUGCGAAGAAAAGCUCGGAAGAGAACCAUGUCUUAUCUAUUACUGCGUUGGAAACCUCAGUCAUCUUGUCGGCACUUUUGCCGCAGACAUGCUCGUCUUCCUUAUUUUCCCCAUCUUCGCUCUCGUUAUUGCUAUUCUCUGCCUUUGUUGGUUCAUAUUCGUUAUGCACCUCUCUUUUGCAAAGACCAUGCCCAUGAGCCAACCCGAAACAGCUGAUCCAGAGCUCGAGCUCCCUCCGGUAUGA